This is a messenger RNA of Phlebotomus papatasi, 748 nucleotides long. RefSeq names its product 40S ribosomal protein S8 (gene RpS8). NCBI's taxonomy places the organism in Eukaryota, Metazoa, Arthropoda, Insecta, Diptera, Psychodidae. The transcript has 4 exons. Gene Ontology annotation, molecular function: structural constituent of ribosome. The record is from RefSeq and is a predicted model, not a curated record. Gene Ontology annotation, cellular component: cytosolic small ribosomal subunit; ribosome. Gene Ontology annotation, biological process: translation; maturation of SSU-rRNA from tricistronic rRNA transcript (SSU-rRNA, 5.8S rRNA, LSU-rRNA). The coding region runs from base 78 to 701 and encodes 207 amino acids.
AUUUUCGAUAAACUUGCUUUUUAUUACCACUAGCGCUGCCAUCGCCUGUCGUCUUUCUUUCCGUACUUUUCUGCGCGAUGGGUAUCAGCAGGGAUUCGUACCAUAAGAGGCGCUCCACUGGAGGCAAGAGGAAGCCAAUUCGCAAGAAGCGAAAGUAUGAAUUGGGACGUCCAGCAGCCAACACAAAGCUGGCAGCUUCUCGUAUCCAUGUCGUGAGGACACGUGGUGGUAAUAAGAAGUUCAGGGCUCUACGUUUGGACACGGGCAAUUUCUCAUGGGCAUCAGAGGGCACAGCCCGCAAGACUCGUAUCAUCGAUGUCGUGUACAAUGCGUCAAACAAUGAAUUGGUGCGCACGAAGACACUCGUGAAGAAUGCCAUUGUGGUGAUUGAUGGCACUCCAUUCCGGCAGUGGUACGAGAGCCACUACAUCCUGCCACUGGGACGCAAGAAGGACACCAAGGGUCAGGAUGACAAUGAUGUACUAACAAAGAAACGCAGUGCACGUGUCAUGAAGAAGUACUUGGCAAGGCAGAAAUUUGCCAAAGUUGAACCCGCCCUCGAGGAGCAGUUUACUUCCGGAAGAUUGCUUGCUGCUAUUGCUUCCCGACCCGGACAACAUGGCAGGGCCGACGGGUACAUCCUGGAGGGGAAGGAAUUGGAGUUCUACUUGAAGAAAAUCAAGUCCAAGAAGUCAAAGUAAAAAUGUAUUUGCGGACUUAAUAAAAUCGACAGGAUUUUACAAUCUGA